Anopheles aquasalis is the source of this 730-nucleotide messenger RNA. Its product is annotated as zinc finger protein 706. The record is from RefSeq and is a predicted model, not a curated record. NCBI's taxonomy places the organism in Eukaryota, Metazoa, Arthropoda, Insecta, Diptera, Culicidae.
UCGAGAUUUUGACGAUCGUGCAGUUUCUCUCAGGGCGCUGAAGUUUUUUUGGUUUCCACGCACGACUCUGUACAUAUUUUCCCAAAAAUCCUAGUCUCGAAAUCCCAGGCAAACUCUCUCUUCGUAGAAAACAUGGCUCGAGGACACCAGAAGAUCCAGUCACAGCAGAAGGCGCAGGAGAAGCAAGCCAAGAUGAAAAAACAACAGGGCCACGGACUCAGCGAUCAGAUGAAGGCAGCCCAGAAGGCGCUCGUGUUCUCGUGCGCGGUCUGCAAAUCGCAGAUGCCCGAUCCCAAAACGUACAAACAACACUUUGAGAACAAACACCCGAAGAACGAGCUACCGGCCGAGCUGAAGGAUGUAUAAGUGCGAGAAGCUUCGCUUACCGCUCAUGUUUGGCGAUAGCAUCUUCCACCUUUGCUUUGAACACCGUUUAGAAAUUAGUGGCAGAGCGGAGGUUGGGUCGCUCUUCAUUUACUCCUUUCUAUCCAGUGCUAUGCAAACACCCGUACAUUUAAGCAUCUCCACACUUCGAUCAAGGUUUUUUAGGCUUGACCAACCGAUAGGAAACCGCUGCACGCGUCCGGUGCACUGAUAGGCAACGCGUUACUUUUGUUUCGGCUGUGUCCGGGUGCGCAUGCUACCAUCUUUUCUUUCCAUCCAGUGCAGCCACACUUUGAUAAUCGUAUGAUAAAUGAAUAUUCUAAUAAAACCGUUGACAAUUUUUGAA